AUGUCCUUCCCGCACUUUGGACACCCUUAUGGCAGCGCUUCCCAGUUUCUGGUGUCUGCAAGUUCCAACGCCACUUGCUGCGAAUCCGCCCCGCGCUCGGUCCCAGAUGUGGCCUCAGGCUCCACCCCGGCGGCCGCGCUCUGCUUCGCACCCUACGACAGUCGGCUGCUGGGCAGUGCGAGGCCCGAGCUGGGCGCGGCCUUGGGCAUCUAUGGAGCUCCCUACUCGGCCGCUGCAGCUGCCCAGAGCUACGCAGGCUACCUGCCCUACAGCCCGGAGCCGCCCACGCUGUACGGGGCGCUGAAUCCACAGUAUGAAUUUAAGGAGGCUGCAGGGAACUUUACACCCGGCCUGGCACAACCAGCAGCCUAUUAUCCCUAUGAGCAGAGCCUGGGGCAGUACCAGUAUGACCGGUACGGAGCGGUGGAGUUGGGUGGCGCUGGGCGCAGAAAGAAUGCCACCCGGGAGACCACUAGCACGCUCAAGGCCUGGCUGAACGAGCACCGCAAGAACCCCUACCCCACCAAGGGCGAGAAGAUCAUGCUGGCCAUCAUCACCAAGAUGACCCUCACCCAGGUGUCCACCUGGUUCGCCAACGCGCGCCGGCGCCUCAAGAAGGAGAACAAGAUGACUUGGGCGCCCAAGAACAAAGGCGGGGAGGAGAGGAAGGAGGAGGGUGGAGCAGAGGAAUUGCUGGGCUGCCUAAAUGGUGACACCAAAGAUGUUUCUGCUAGCCAGGAGGCUCGGGGGCUGAGUGACCUGGAAGACCUGGAGGAAGAAGAGGAAGAGGAGGCGGAUGAAGAGGAGGCAGUGGCCACAGCUACGGACAGGCUGGCUGAGCUCCAUCAAGACACUCAGUCGCCGCCGGCGGCACAAGGUGCCGCAGCUCGAGAGGGCCGGCUGGAGCGCAGGGAGUGCAGUCUGGCGGCGCCCCGCUUCUCGUUCACUGAGCCCCCCAGGUCGGGAGAAACCGACUUCCUGCGGGCCGAGCCAGGAGGCCGCACUUUGACCAUGCACUACCCCCGCAGCGAGAAACCGCGCAUCUGGUCUCUGGCGCACACUGCGGCAGCCAGCGGCGUCGAAGGGGCACCUCCAAACCUGUCCAGGCCGCGAAGUCCUGAGUGCCAUCUGAUUCCCGGACAGCCUCCAGGCCCCGGCGCGCGACCCGCGGUCCCCAGGGACUCCGCGUGCGAAGAGUCUUCCCGAGUAGCCAAAGCCUUUGGAAACCCCUCGUUUGCCCAACAGGGCCUGCCUCUGGACUGUGCGCCGUGCCCGCGGAGGAGGGCGCCGGCAGUGCGGUGCCAGUACCAGUCGGGCGCAGAAGAGGAAGCCAGCUGGCUCCUGCUGUUCGGGUACCAAGACUUUGCUAGGGCUAGGCAGGCCAACCAAUGGGAGCUGACGAGCGAGGAAGGGGGCUUUGUCCCCCUGGCUAGCAGCGUCUGGAGUAGGGCUGGGGAGUGCGGGGGCGGAGAUGAGAGAUCUAAAGAUGCCGAUGCCAGCCCUGAGUUCGUGUCCUCGGCGCAGUGGCUUCGGCUUUAG
Messenger RNA from Balaenoptera acutorostrata (minke whale), 1539 nucleotides. RefSeq names its product iroquois homeobox 6 (gene IRX6). Gene Ontology annotation, molecular function: DNA-binding transcription factor activity, RNA polymerase II-specific; RNA polymerase II cis-regulatory region sequence-specific DNA binding. The transcript has 7 exons. Lineage: Eukaryota; Metazoa; Chordata; Mammalia; Artiodactyla; Balaenopteridae. The coding region runs from base 1 to 1539 and encodes 512 amino acids. The record is from RefSeq and is a predicted model, not a curated record. Gene Ontology annotation, biological process: neuron differentiation; regulation of transcription by RNA polymerase II; cell development. Gene Ontology annotation, cellular component: nucleus.